This is a messenger RNA of Ipomoea nil (Japanese morning glory), 1017 nucleotides long. RefSeq lists its product as uncharacterized. Gene Ontology annotation, molecular function: zinc ion binding; nucleic acid binding. Lineage: Eukaryota; Viridiplantae; Streptophyta; Magnoliopsida; Solanales; Convolvulaceae. Bases 1 to 1017 code for a protein of 338 amino acids. The transcript has a single exon. The record is from RefSeq and is a predicted model, not a curated record.
AUGGCACCGCCUUGUCAUCGUGCACGGACUCCUGACACACCCACGAACGAACAGCUAGCCCAGAACCUGCAGCGUCUGACUCAGAACACGCAAACCCUGAGCAAUGCACUCCCCCACAACAACAACAAUCAACCACCGCCAGAUGGGAAUCGGGACGUUGCCCGACAAGUCUCCAAUCACCGCCCUCCGACCUUUGCCGGGGAAGAAGACCCCACGGUCUUGGAAGAAUGGGUUCGUACCAUGGACAAGAUUUUCACCGUAGCUGGGUGUUCCGAGGAAUGCCGAGUUGAGUUAGCAGUUUUCUUUUUCACCCAUGAAGCCAAUUUGUGGUGGGUCCACGAGGGACCGGUGUGUCAGGAAGAACCGGGGUUUGGUUUGGAAGCGUUGAAAGACAAGCUCCGAGAACGUUUUUAUCCUUCUCAUGUUCGGGCGGCAAUGUACGAAGAGUUUCUCCACUUGAAGCAAGGGGCCUCAACUGUGGUAGAGUACCACAAGUGGUUUCUCAAGUUAGCUCGCUUUGCGUGCAUUUUGGUCCCUAAUGAAGCCGCCAAGGUGGAGAAUUUUGUGGCCGGGCUCAAUUAUGAGGCAAGGAAAUCUCUAAAGGUGUUCAAACCAAGGACGCUCAGCGAAGCCUAUACCAGUGCUGCAGAUUUGUAUCGGGUCCAACAGUUGCAAAGGGGGCCAAGUGAACAAGUGAAUAGGAGAGUUGAGGGAGGAGGAUGUUCGAGCUUUAAGAAACCAAGGAGCGAUUUCACUGCUAAGGCAACCUACUCUCAAGGACAGGGAUCGGCAAGGGCACAUUCGGAGGUAAGAAAGGGGCCGACUCUGUGUAGAAGGUGUGGUAAGGAUCACAUCGGAAGAGACUGCCAAGAAAAUCUGAUUCAAUGCUUCAACUGUGGAAGAAGAGGACACAAGUCCCGUGUUUGUCCUUACCCGGUUGAACAAGGAGUACCACCCCAGCACCCCGCUAGUGCAAGACCACUUGUUCCGGGUCAAUCAGGAGGUGGAAACAAUUAG